Trypanosoma cruzi is the source of this 813-nucleotide messenger RNA. Its product is annotated as mucin-associated surface protein (MASP), putative. Lineage: Eukaryota; Euglenozoa; Kinetoplastea; Trypanosomatida; Trypanosomatidae. The record is from RefSeq and is a predicted model, not a curated record. The transcript has a single exon. Bases 1 to 813 code for a protein of 270 amino acids.
AUGAUGACGACUGGCCGUGUGCUGCUGGUGUGUGCCCUCUGCGUGCUGUGGUGCGGUGUCUGCGGUGGUGAACCAGCUGAAACAUCUCGAGGUUCUUCGGGUAAUGCGUCCGGUAAGAUGAACAGUACUAAAAAUGACGACGAUUCCAAAGAUGCCGCUGGAGAAGGUGACAAAAGCGGUGAACAUGCAGCGUCUCAAGAAACACCAGCACUACCGGCGCCAGAAUUGCCGGGAACGCCACAAGCAGCAGCAUCAAAGGCGUCAGGAUCACCGGGAACGGAAGAGAAAGCGAGCCCGUCACCGGCAAAACAAUCUGAAGGAGGAGAAGCAUCAGAAACGGUAAGUACAACGACGGACAACAAUAAUAAAAAUACAGAAAAUAAAGAGAAGGAAGAAAAGGAAGAGGAAGAGGAAGAGGAAGAACACGGAGAGAAUGGUGCGAAAGGAAAGGAGGAGACAGAGAAAGAAGAAGCUGUUGCCAGCACCACAGAGGUGACCUCAGCAGGCGGUCAAGAGCAGCGAAGUUUAUCUUCUGGUGCGGCGGGAGCAUCAAAUAUAACAAAUCCCAACAGCACACCAACAACUGGAGACGAUGACCCAGCAGCUGAUGGUGCAGGGACGGCAGAGGGAAAACAAAAUGAAAAUAAAGAUGCCAAUCCGAAGGAAACACCAGUGACGGCCACAGCCAUGAAAACUACGACGGCGACGACUGGCGACAGUGAUGGCAGCACCGCGGUCUCCCACACCACCUCCCCUCUUUUGCUUCUUCUUGUUUUUGCUUGUGCGGCUGCUGCUGCGGUGGUGGCCGCGUGA